CUGCUUAAAUAAAUAAUAAACUAUCUACCAGUUAAACUAUCAAACCAUCCUCUGUAACUCCUCCGAUCUGUGAUUCCGGCGCCGGAUAAUUGAAUAAUAUAUCUACGGCGGCGAUGGAAAGUCACGGCUUCGGUCUCCGCCGUGUUCUGCAGCUCGCAUUUUGCGUUGCUGGUAUUUGGUCUGCUUAUAUUUAUCAAGGCAUUCUUCAAGAGACCGUGUCUACUAAACAAUUUGGCCCUGACAAAGAGAGGUUUGAACAUCUGGCAUUCUUAAACUUGGCCCAAAGUGCUGUUUGUUUAGUAUGGUCAUUCAUGAUGAUAAAGUUGUGGCCUAGUAGCGCUUCUGGUCGUGCUCCUUGGUGGAGUUAUUGGAGUGCUGGCAUUACAAACACUAUUGGUCCUGCUAUGGGGAUUGAAGCAUUGAAAUACAUCAGUUAUCCUGCUCAGGUCCUAGCAAAAUCCUCAAAAAUGAUUCCAGUGAUGCUGAUGGGGGCACUAGUUUAUGGUAUAAGAUACACGGUUCCAGAGUAUGUAUGUACUCUCCUUGUUGCAGGCGGGGUGUCUGCGUUUGCAUUGGCUAAGUCUAGCUCAAAGACAUUAAGUAAACUGGCUCAUCCAAAUGCCCCACUUGGAUACGGCUUGUGUUUCCUAAAUUUGGCAUUUGAUGGAUUCACAAACGCAACACAAGAUUCAAUCUCUGCAAGGUACCCGAAAACAGGUGCAUGGGAUAUAAUGCUAGGAAUGAAUUUAUGGGGUACUAUUUACAACUUUGUGGUCAUGUUCGGUUGGCCACAAGCAAGUGGUUACCAAGCUAUUCAAUUCUGCAAGCACCACCCUGAGGCAGGAUGGGAUAUAUUAUCUUACUGUUUGUGUGGUGCCAUUGGUCAAAACUUUAUAUUCUUUACCAUUAGCAGGUUUGGUUCUCUAACUAACACCACCAUCACGACAACAAGAAAGUUUGUGAGCAUUGUGGUAUCGUCACUGCUUAGUGGCAAUCCUUUAUCUAGAAAGCAAUGGGGGAGUGUGUUUAUGGUAUUUACUGGAUUGUCAUACCAGAUUUACCUUAAAUGGCAGAAAGUGCAGAAGAAAAGGAAGACUGUGUGAAGUGUAUACAUAUAGCAUUAAAAUUCCAAUUUGUUAUACCUACUGUAACUGGAGUUUGUGGCGGUGAACUUUUUGAUUUAGAGGAGUAUAGUUGGUUAGGUUUUAAGCAGGGAUCAUGUUAGGUUGUGACUCCAAACCCACUUGAAAUAUAGCAAAAAUACCAAUGUAACAUACUGAAUCUAAAGUUUCUAAAUGAAAUCAAAAUGUCAAAAUCUUGAUUCAUAGUUA
Messenger RNA from Erigeron canadensis, 1331 nucleotides. RefSeq names its product UDP-galactose/UDP-glucose transporter 3-like. Gene Ontology annotation, cellular component: Golgi membrane; endoplasmic reticulum membrane. The transcript is spliced from 7 exons. The coding region runs from base 114 to 1103 and encodes 329 amino acids. Gene Ontology annotation, biological process: UDP-galactose transmembrane transport. The record is from RefSeq and is a predicted model, not a curated record. Gene Ontology annotation, molecular function: UDP-glucose transmembrane transporter activity; UDP-galactose transmembrane transporter activity. Lineage: Eukaryota; Viridiplantae; Streptophyta; Magnoliopsida; Asterales; Asteraceae.